Messenger RNA from Anopheles coustani, 6331 nucleotides. It is a transcript of the gene rols, whose product is annotated as protein TANC2. The coding region runs from base 1 to 6024 and encodes 2007 amino acids. Gene Ontology annotation, molecular function: protein binding. The record is from RefSeq and is a predicted model, not a curated record. NCBI's taxonomy places the organism in Eukaryota, Metazoa, Arthropoda, Insecta, Diptera, Culicidae. The transcript has 10 exons.
AUGGAUCAAUCGACAGAAAAGCUGUUGAACGAUUCCCUCCUAUCGGAAUGUUCACUCGAAGAUAGAAUGAUGGAUGGAUUUGUCGGUGUCUCUGGAGCUGGCGGCGCUGUCGCGUCCUCCACUAAUGACACCGUGGAUAACGCUUGCGGUGGGCUACUGAAUAUGUCGUACGUUCCCUCGAAUCCGGAUAACCCCGACUAUGCCGCCAUUGUCAAGCAGGAUCAGCUGGUGCCGGAUUUUAUCCUCGGCCUGCCGCACCACAGCUCGACGCCGAAGAAGAACGGUCGGCCCGUCUCCAUGUACGAACCGUGGACGCAGGCGGAAGCGUUCCGCUCGCUUCCGGCGGAAAUGCUGCGCAACGCAACGAAGCUAAUCGACAUUGACUUCGAGACGGAGGCGGCCGCCGCCGCCGCAGCUGCUGCCGCCAAGUCCUGCUGGGAGGCCGAAGACGCGGACGAGUUCAUUACCACGCUGGACGAGUCGGCCAUUUUGGAUAUCGAGUCGUACGAAGACCUCAGCCACAUCUACUGUCCACCGGGCGGAGGACCAGCCAACUGUAACAAUAAUAACGAGCAGCCCCACAAUCGAAAAGUGAUCGUGGCCGUUGAUGUCCAUCAUCAGCAGCAGCAGCAGCAGCAACAACAACAUCGUCGUCCUGUGCAUCGGAACCUGUUCGAUUAUCCUGUGCACGAGUGCCUGGAAGAGGAAAAGUACGAGGACAUCGAAAUCUACGCCACGGUCAAGAAGAAACCGCGCGAGCAAACGCCUCAGUCCGCGAUCGAUCGUACGGUAGCGAUAGACCCGCAGGCGCUUCUGCUCGCCACGGGAGGCGCCCCGAUGGAGAAGUUGCCGAAAAUUAUGACAACUUCUUGCUACGGCGAGCUUCACGGAGGGACAACGGGCGCCGCCCCUUGGAACGAUCCGGGUGCGAUCGUGAAGAGCAACGAGAACUUGCUCGACUCGUCCAGGCCCGCCGGGGCACUUUCGCUGAACAGUUCGAUCGUUGGCGAUGAACUGCAAUCCGGCAACAGCUCGUUCUAUGAACCCAACUCGAUGAACUCGUCGAUUGACUUCGUUCGCUAUGGUGAUAAGACGCGGGUGCGCUGGUGGGAUGACUUUACGGAAGAAACAGAGGCGGAACUCCAGGACAUUGCUGAAAAAGAUUUGGCAGCGAUCCGCAAGAUACUGGAAAACGAAACCGGAGGCGCCCUCUGUCCGAGCUGUCAGAUGCCGUUCGAUAAGGGCAAGAAAAGGAAGCUGAUCGACGCCUGCGGCCACGAGCGGUGCUACUCGUGCAUGUUCCGGAACGAGGCCUGUCCGCACUGCCGGGCGCAAAAGGAAGCGGGGCAGCCGGCCGCGACGCUGCACCAGCGGACCGGAAUGCACGCGGCGGACAUUGACAAUGAUAUUCUCUCCUCGAAUGGCGCCAUCUAUCAACCGCUCAGUCGAAAGAUGCAGGCCUACGGCAGCAGCAGCCAUCUGAUGUCACCGCUCGGUUCGCCCCAGCCCCAGGCCCGAUCGCAGAUGCGCACAAAUGGGCACUUUUCAUCGAUCUAUCAGAAUCCUGCCGACGUGCUCGGUUCCUCCGAGCGCUACAAGCUGAAGGACCGCCCGCCAAAGUGUCCCCCGGGAAAAGCGGAAUCGCACUACGCCAGUAUCACCAGCGCACCAUCCCAGCAGACGGGCGGCGGGUUCGGCCUGAAGUCGACGCUCCAGCAACGCUCGGCGCUCAACAGCAGCAGCGACAUGGCGUCCAGCACUUGUGCGACGCCACCGCAGAACCGCCGGCGGCUGUUCAGCCCGAAGAAUCUCCGCAGCCCGUUCGGCUACUGGCGCAACGGCAACGGCGGCAACACGGACAACUCCACGCUCUCGGGUCUGGCGUCGCUACUAAAUCCCGCAACGUUUCAUCGAGCGACGACGGCCGCCGCCAGCAAACUAAGCCGCUCGAUGGCCCGAACCGGCCCCGGCCAGGGUAUCGCAUCCUCCCAGGGUGUUGGUGGUGGUGGCCCGGGCGGCGGUGGGGGUGGGUUCAAUCUGCUGUCCACUCAUGGGGCACCGCCCGGUAUCAGCAAGCGCCAGCGGAACGCUAAUGAUGGCCAUAAAUUUCAUCGACUCAGUCUCGGAUCGUCCGCGUCGAUGGUUUUCGGCAAAAUUAAAUCCCUCUGGUCGGCGCAGGCGACGACGGUCAGCGCGGGAUUGAAUCAAUUAGCAGACGACGAAGGUGGCAACGUGAAGCCGCUGAUGCUGAACGGCAAGUCGAAGUCGUCGCAGGACGAGCUGCAGGUGCGGCUCGGGUUCUUCCUCGAGACGAACGCGCGCCGCAACCUGCGCGGCCCGAACCAAUCCUGCAGCUCGCUCACCUCGGCCAACACCAGCCCCGUGUCGACGCUGACCGGGUCCUCGGAGGCGGACGUUUCGCGGGUGCUGCAGCUGCAGGAACCGAACCACUACCAUACGGGCUGCGAGUCGAUCGGCUCGAUGAUGUCCGUGUCGAUCUCCGAGCAGAGUAACGCGUCCUCGAGCCCCGUCAGCCGGCGACAUUCGGUUACCACAUCACAAAGCGGAAGCAACGUGGCUGAUGAGCUGAUGGCGUUCAAGAGUCGCCGCACGACCGUGCGCCGUUCGGCACGCUCCGGCCAGAUUAAGGGACCGAUCGAUCCGAAGAUCCGGUUCGCCCAGUACCGGCAGCACCAGCUCACGCUGAAGCCACUGUUCUUCGAGGUGCCGACGCAAGAACCGGACCCGCUGUUUGUCGGCCGGCACUGGUUGGUGCGCGAGCUGGCCACCGCGAUCCAGUCGACCGAUUCGCCCGGCGUGCUGCUGAGCGGGAACCUCGGCACCGGCAAGACGGCGCUCCUGCUACAGUUGGUCGAGUACUCGUGCUUCGGGCGGCGCAAGGAGAUGCCGAUCCAGGAGAACGACGGCAUCUACUGCCAGAUCAAUGUGGCGCACGAUCGGCUCCGGAACCUGGCGUCGCACGUCGUGGCGUACCACUUCUGCCAGGCGGACAAUAACGCGACCUGCCUCAUACCGGACUUCGUGCACUCGCUGGCCGCGCAGCUCUGCCAGGCUCCGCAGUUGGCCGGCUACCACGAGUUCCUGCUAGGCGAGCACGCCCUCCAGCACGCACUCAGCGUGAAGGAGUGCAUCGCCGAUCCGGAGCGGGCGAUGGUGAUGGGCAUCCUGGAGCCGCUGGCGACGCUGCGGCGCGUCGGCAAGAUCCCGCCGAAGAACUGCGUCAUCCUGGUGGACGCGCUGUGCGAGGCGGAGUACCAUCGGCCCGACCACGGCGACACGAUCGCGUCCUUCCUGCAGCGCAUGACCGAGCACUUCCCGUCCUGGCUGAAGGUGGUCGCCACCAUCCGCACGCAGAUGCUCGAGUUCACCAAGGGUCUGCCGUACACGAAGAUGAGCCUGGACAGCUGGACGACGAACGAGUCGCUGCAGAAGGACAUCCUCGAGUACAUCACAUUCCGCAUCAACCAGAGCCAGAGCAUCCAGCACAACGUGGCCGGCGGGAAGGAGAUCGUCAACACGAGCGCCCACUUCAAGUUCGCCCAGCACCUGCUCGGGCUGACCAAGGGGUCGUUCCUGUUCGCGAAGCUGUCGCUCGACCUGAUCGAGCGCGGCAACCUGGUGAUCAAGUCGAGCAGCUUCAAGGUGCUGCCGGUGUCGCUCGCCCAGAUCUUUCUGCUCAACUUCAACCUCCGCUUCCCGACGGCGACCGCGUACGAUCGGAUCUCGAACAUCCUGGCCGUCUGCCUGGCCGCGCUCUACCCGCUCACGCUGACCGAGAUCUUCUACUCGCUGAAUGCGCUGAUCGCGAGCGAAGCGCCGGAAGGAGCGGACGCCGAAGGGGACGCGCCGACGGCCAUGAUCGAUUGGGAUGAGUUCCUGUGCCGGUUCAAAACGCUGACCGGGUUCCUGGUGAAGCGCCUCGACAACACGUACAUGUUUUUCCACCCGUCGUUCAGGGAGUGGCUCAUCAGGCGCGAGGACGGCGAGAGCACCAAGUUCCUGUGCGAUCUGCGCAACGGGCACGCCGGUAUCGCGUUGCGGCUGUCGCGCCUCCAGGCUCCGCUCGAUCCGGACCAGGCGCUCGAGCUCGGGCACCACAUCCUCAAGGCGCACCUCUACCGGAACGCCCCGUCCAGCCAGUCGCCGCGGGAUCUGCAGGCGUACUGGGUCGCCUCGGUGACGGGCUGCGUCUCGUCGGCCCUUUCCACCCUGCGCAACGUGUACAGCCCGAACAUAAAGGUGUCCCGCUUGCUGCUGCUGGCCGGUGCGACGCCCGACCACGUGACCCCCUUCCUCGGCAGUGCGCCGGUUCUAUGCAUCGCGGCCCACGAGGGAAUCCUGCCGAUGGUGAACCUGCUGCUCGAGUUCGGCGCGAACGUGGAGCAACCGAACAGCCAGGGCUGCACACCGCUCAUCCUGGCAGCCUCCAAGGGCCACUGCGACGUGGUACGUCAGCUGGUAGCGGCGGGUAGCGUCCUCGGUCAGACGGACACCUCACAGCGGUGCGCGCUGGUGCAUGCGGCCGUCGCCGGACGGCUGAAGGUGGUGAAGUAUCUGGUUGCGUGUGAUUGGAUUCCGCGGCCGGGCAGCACGGCGGACGUGACGCUCGAGCAGGCCGCCCAGCAGUCGCUAAUUGCCGCUGCCGGCCAGGGCAACACGGAGAUCGUGGAGGACUUCCUCGAUAUGGGCGAGGUGCAGGUGAACCGGCUGGAUGUGAUCACGGGCGAGACGGCGCUGACGACGGCCUGUGCCAACGGGCACACCGAAACCGUCACGAUACUACUGAGCCGGGGUGCCACGGCGGAGGUGCGCAACCGCAAGGAGAUGGCCCCGCUGCUGAUCGCGGUGAAGGAGGGCCACUGGGCGAUCGUGGAGCGGCUGCUGCAGCAUCAGACAGACUGCGAGCAGACGGAAGCGAACGGCAAGACGGCCCUCAUGAUCGCCGCCGAGGAGGGACACGUCGGCAUUAUCGAGCUGCUGCUCAGUCGAGGAGCUUCCUUGACGGCACAGGACAAGGACGGCCUGACGGCGCUUAGCUGGGCAUGCCUUCGCGGGAAACAGCAGGCGGCUAAGUGUCUUCUGGAGCGCGGCGCCGACAAGCAGCAUGCGGACGGAACCGGCCGAACACCGCUCGACCUGGCCGCUUACCAGGGUUCCGCCUCGCUCGUCCAGAUGCUGCUCGAUCACGGCGCCCAGAUCGAGCACGUCGACAUCAACGGAAUGCGCCCGCUCGAUCGUGCCAUCGCCUGCCGGAACGUGCAGGUCGUACAGGUGUUCCUGAAGCGCGGCGCCAAACUGGGCCCGGCCACCUGGGCCAUGGCGAACGGGAAGCCGGAAAUAAUGUUGAUCUUGCUCAAUAAACUACUCGAGGACGGCAACACACUGUACCGGAAGAACCGUCUCCAGGAGGCGUCCCAUCGGUAUCAGUACGCACUGAAGAAAAUCCCGACGGUGCCGGGUUCGGGUGACGGGAUCGCCAGCGGCGCAGUACUACCGACCGACCCGUUGACCGGUGGCCCGCUACUUACCGGACCGGACGGCAACAACAACAACUCGUCCGCCAAUACGGCGACGUUCCAGCAGUUGCGGUUUAAUUUCUUGCUCAAUCUGUCUCGCUGCAAGCGAAAAAUGAAUGAUGUAGCAGAGGCGAUCGAUCUUGCGCGGCAAGCGAUCGAGAUUAAACCGAACGCCUACGAUGGCUACUACGCGCGGGCGAAGGCCCUGAUGGAGUACGGCAACUAUGCGGAGGCGCUGCGUGACGCGUCCGCCGCCCUGGCCCGCGCACAAGCGACCACCCCGGACAUCCGGGACACGCUGACACGCUUGCACAGCGAUCUGCAGAAGCGCCAGCUGCAGGUGAUGGCCGACACGGCCAAUACGGCGCUCGCCAGCGUUGGCCUUCCGACGGUAGGUGCUCCGAUGGAGAGUGUCAGCACGCGGUCGAGCUCGGUUCACAGCAAUCGGUCCAUCGCCGAAUCGAUGGACAUCAUCACCGAUCUGUGAGCCUGCGAGCUUCAUUCCCGGAUUGUUACGUUGAUUUGACUUCGUCCGCCGUCGAAAUGUCGAGGACUUCUGCUGUGCCUACUUUGAUUACAUGCGUGCAUUUAACGGAUUGAGGUUUGUCAGUUCGGGCGUUUAUGUGUGUUUGCCGUUAAAAAUUGUUUGGAAUAACGAAAACAAAAACGACUAAAAAUAUAAAUUGGUAUACGAAAAACGAAAAAAAAAACACGAUUGAUAAUGAACUUUAGGCGAGCUAAUAAAAUAUUUUAAUAUUACUAUUCCGAUUCGCUUUCUUCUAAAGAAAGUGCAC